AUGCCUUUCAGCAACACCCACAACAAAUACAAAAUGAACUACUCGGAUGAGCAGGAGUAUCCUGAUCUGAGCAAGCACAACAACCUCAUGGCCAAGGUGCUCACCCCAGAGAUGUACGCAAACCUGCGUGAUAAAGAAACCUCCAGCGGAUUCACUCUAGACGAUGUGAUUCAGACCGGGAUUGAUACCAAAGGCCACACAUUUAUCAUGUCUGUGGGUUGUGUUGCGGGAGACGAGGAGUCAUAUGAGGUGUUCAAAGAGCUCCUAGACCCUGUAAUUGAAGAACGCCAUGGAGGCCACAAGCCCACAGACAAGCACAAGACCGACCUUGACCCAGACAAAAUUCAGGGUGGAGAUGAUCUCGACCCAGACUACGUUCUGAGCUCCAGAGUGCGAACUGGCAGGAGCAUCCGUGGCUUCUGCUUGUCUCCUCACUGUAGCCGUGGAGAGAGACGUAGUGUUGAAAAUCUGGCUGUUGAGGCGCUUAGCAGCCUGGAUGGUGAAUUCAAUGGAAAGUACUAUGCCCUGAGAAACAUGACUGAGGAAGACCAACAGCAGCUGAUUGACGAUCACUUUCUGUUUGACAAGCCUGUGUCCCCACUAUUGUUGGCCUCUGGGAUGGCUCGUGACUGGCCCGAUGCCAGGGGGAUAUGGCACAACGAUGACAAGACAUUUCUGGUCUGGGUGAAUGAGGAGGACCAUCUCCGUGUCAUCUCCAUGCAGAAAGGUGCCAACAUGAAGGAAGUCUUCGCUCGCUUCUGCACGGGUCUUUCAAAAAUCGAGUCUGUCUUCAAAGAGAGGGGCCAUGAGUUUAUGUGGAACGAGCACCUGGGCUACAUCCUCACCUGCCCAUCUAACCUAGGAACAGGUCUGCGAGCUGGUGUCCAUGUCAAGCUGACUAAUCUGAGCAAACAUGAGAGUUUCGAUAAAAUUCUCAAUAAAUUGAGGCUUCAGAGGCGUGGAACAGGUGGUGUAGACACUGCUGCAGUGGAUGGCGUCUAUGACAUCUCUAACGCCGACCGGCUAGGCUUCUCCGAGGUGGAGUUGGUACAGAUGGUGGUUGAUGGAGUCAAGCUCUUGAUAGAAAUGGAGAAAUGUCUUGAGGCUGGCCAGUCAAUUGACGAUCUCAUGCCUGAGCAAAAAUGAACACUGGUUUUAGAACACAAUCCAAACUUCUCCUUCGGCCCCCUCCAAAUCCAGUCAUAUUAAAGUUCUACUACUACUACUACUACUACUACUACUACUACUAUAUUAAGAAGCACUCUGGCCAAGUUAGUUGCACUAAAGUUAAAUGAGUCUUCCAUCGGCCCAAAGGAUUUUGCUCUUACAGCGUCUUAAGGAUGACUAACACCUGAAAUAAAGUCUCUUU
This is a messenger RNA of Trichomycterus rosablanca, 1369 nucleotides long. RefSeq names its product creatine kinase, brain b (gene ckbb). The transcript is spliced from 7 exons. The record is from RefSeq and is a predicted model, not a curated record. Lineage: Eukaryota; Metazoa; Chordata; Actinopteri; Siluriformes; Trichomycteridae. Gene Ontology annotation, molecular function: creatine kinase activity. Bases 1 to 1146 code for a protein of 381 amino acids. Gene Ontology annotation, biological process: phosphocreatine biosynthetic process.